AAAAAGGAAAAAAAAGAGGUGAAGAUGGGAAGAAAGUGGUGAAAUUGUGAACCUCUGAUCUUAGAGCACCAUCUGUGUAAAUCCCAAAGAUCUGGUCCAUGAUAGAAGGACGACAUAGAGCAGCACAAAACCCUUGGGCUUGGAUAUGCCAUUCCUCAAUUUCUACUGUAGUUUUUGAUACACAUAAUUAGCCAAAAUAGGAAGCUGUGUCUCGAAGCCCGCUCCUUCACGGGGAGCCUCGUCGGUGGUGCAGAGGCUCUCUCAAAAUCAAAAUCAGCUACACCAAUCUCAAUCCCAACCACCACCACAAGUCGCUUCCUUGUUGGAUUCCCAGAAUUCCACCAAGAUGAAGAGCCUCUUCAAGCCCAAGCCACGAACACCCGUCGAUAUUGUUCGUCAGACCCGCGAUCUUCUUAUCUAUACAGACCGGAACCCUGAUACUAAGGAGACCAAGCGGGAGGAAAAGCAGAUGUUAGAAUUAAGUAAAAACGUUAGGGAGUUGAAAUCAAUACUUUAUGGAAACAGUGAAUCCGAACCAGUUGCAGAAGCAUGUGCACAGCUAACCCAGGAGUUUUUCAGAGAGAAUACACUUCGGCUUCUCAUUAAAUGUCUUCCUAAAUUGAACUUGGAGACACGGAAAGAUGCUACUCAAGUAGUUGCAAAUCUACAGAGGCAACAGGUCCAGUCCAGAUUGAUUGCAUCUGAUUAUUUGGAAGCAAACAUUGAUCUGAUGGAUGUCUUAGUAGCAGGUUAUGAAAAUACAGAGAUGGCUUUACACUAUGGCGCCAUGCUACGGGAAUGCAUACGUCACCAAAGUGUUGCUAAGUAUGUUUUGGAAUCGCAGCACAUGAAGAAGUUUUUUGAUUAUAUUCAACUUCCAAAUUUUGACAUCGCUGCAGAUGCUGCUGCAACUUUUAAGGAAUUGUUGACGAGGCAUAAAUCUACGGUAGCUGAAUUUCUUUCCAAGAAUUAUGACUGGUUUUUUGCGGAGUACAAUUCGAAGUUGCUUGAGUCAACUAAUUACAUUACUAGACGGCAAGCAGUGAAGCUGUUGGGGGAUAUACUGCUGGAUAGGUCAAAUUCAGCUGUGAUGACACGCUAUGUGAGUUCUAGAGAAAAUUUGAGAAUCCUCAUGAAUCUUCUCAGGGAGUCGAGCAAGAGCAUACAGCUAGAAGCAUUUCAUGUUUUCAAGCUUUUUGUUGCAAAUCAAAACAAACCCGCCGACAUUGUUGGCAUUCUCGUCACAAACCGAAGCAAGCUUCUAAGGCUGUUUGCUGAUUUCAAAACUGAUAAAGAGGAUGAGCAAUUUGAGGCUGACAAAGCUCAUGUUGUUAGAGAAAUUGCUGCCCUUGAACCAAAAGGACCAUGAGAAAGAGGGAGAUUCUUAUAUGAAUGUGUUGUAUUUUUUUUUGUUUUUGUUUUGUUUUCUCCUCUUUUCUGUCCAAUUUGGAUGUCAAUUAUAUAGCUCAGUCAGCUCUCCAAAUGAUGACUUUGAUUAAAUGCUUUACAACACUAAUAAUGGGCUUUUUAUAUAUAUAUUUUUCGCCUUUUCUAUGUAUUUUAA
Messenger RNA from Benincasa hispida (wax gourd), 1564 nucleotides. Its product is annotated as Mo25 family protein. Gene Ontology annotation, molecular function: protein serine/threonine kinase activator activity. The record is from RefSeq and is a predicted model, not a curated record. NCBI's taxonomy places the organism in Eukaryota, Viridiplantae, Streptophyta, Magnoliopsida, Cucurbitales, Cucurbitaceae. Gene Ontology annotation, biological process: intracellular signal transduction.